Molecule: messenger RNA, 2262 nt
Organism: Jaculus jaculus (lesser Egyptian jerboa)
Lineage: Eukaryota; Metazoa; Chordata; Mammalia; Rodentia; Dipodidae
Gene: Fez2
Product: fasciculation and elongation protein zeta 2
Exons: 9
Coding region: 1-1386 (461 amino acids)
Cellular component (GO): axon; cytoplasm
Source: RefSeq, a predicted model, not a curated record
AUGGUAGGGCGCGAUGGCGGCGUGGGGCGUGGCCUGGUGACGGGGCGUGGCGAGUCCAAGAGGGCGGGGCCUGGUGUCGGGGCGCGAUGGCGGCAUGGGGCGUGGCCUGGUGAUGGGCGUGGCGACUCCAGGGGGCGUGGCCUGGUGGCGGGGCGCGAUGGCGGCACGGGGCGUGGCCUGGCGACGGGGCGUGGCGAGUCCAGGGGGGCGGGGCCUGGCGGCGGGGCGGGGCCGGCGGCUCGGGGCGCGAUGGCGGCGGCGGCUGCGGCGGGGGCCGACGGGGACUGGCAGGACUUCUACGAGUUCCGGGAGCCGGCCCGCGGCGCGCAGGAGCGGGAGAGCCGCACCGCGAGCCCCGAGGCCGGCGCGGGCGCGGCCGGCGGCUUCCCGGCGCUGGCGUGCAGCCUGCAGGAGAAGCUGAGCGAGUGCUUCCGGCCGUCGGGCCCGGUCGCCGAGCCCCCGCCGAGGACCGUGCGGCCCCUCACCGAGCGCGGCCUCCUGCGCGGCGACGAGAUUUGGAAUGCCCUGACAGAUAAUUAUGGAAAUGUAAUGCCUGUAGACUGGAAGUCAUCCCACACGAGGGCCUUGCACUUGCUAACUCUGAACCUCUCAGAGAAAGAGGUGAGUGAUGGCUUGCUCUUUGAUGCCUCAGAUGAAGAGGAGCUGAGAGAGCAGUUGGACAUGCAUUCCAUCAUUGUCUCCUGCGUGCACGAGGAGCCGCUGCUCACUGCAGACCAGGUUAUUGAAGAAAUUGAAGAAAUGAUGCAGGAAUCACCGGACCCCGAAGAGGACGAAACCCCCAGGCAGUCAGGCCGUCUUUCCAUGCUGUCGCAGGAGGUCCAAACCCUGAAGAGGUCGAGCACGAGCAGCCACGAAGAGAGAGUGAAGAGGCUGUCGGUGUCCGAGCUGAACGAGCUGCUGGAGGGCAUUGAGGCGGCCACGAAGGGGUACUCGGAGGAGCUGGUGCAGCAGUUGGCGCUGCGAGACGAGCUGGAGUUCGAGAAGGAAGUGAAAAACAGCUUCAUUUCCGUCCUCAUCGAGGUGCAGAACAAACAGAAGGAGCACAAGGAAACCGCCAAGAAGAGGAGGCCGAGGAGCAGCAGCUCUCAGAACGGGAAGAGCGAGAGAAGCCACGUGCCGGGCACACGCUUCAGCAUGGAAGGCAUCUCGCAUGUCAUUCAGCACGGCCUCCGCCACACCUUUGGAAACUCAGGUGGAGAGAAACAGUAUUUGACAACAGUCAUCCCUUAUGAGAAGAAAAAUGGACCACCCUCUGUUGAAGAUCUCCAGAUACUAACCAAAAUUCUUCGUGCCAUGAAGGAGGACAGUGAGAAGGUUCCAAGUUUAUUGACUGACUAUAUUCUGAAAGUUUUGUGUCCUACAUAGAGCAGGAUUAAGAGCGGUGAGCCUCACCGUCUGUGGACCUGAGCUUCCCGUCCUCUGGCAUUUGGCUGAACGUUGGCAGUUACAGCCUUCCUGCUACUGGAAACGCAGCAGCACACUUGAACUUGGGUUUGCGAUUCAGUAUUAAUGCAUCAUGAUGUCACUAAUCUUGUCAUAUUGUAGAAUCGAAAGAACUGCUUGGCCACUUGAAUUUUGGAGAUGAUUUUUGGUAAAUGUAACCAUUAUGAGCUGUUUCCUAAAGUGGCUGAGUCAAGGCGAAGAAUGGUGUAUGUGCGUGUGUGCAGUUUUAAUCAGUGGUAUGCCCGUUUGAGUUUCUUAGGGUUUGCUUCGUCCAGAUUGCACUGAAGAGCUAUCACUGGGCGAUUCCUGCUGUCAGUGGUCUUCGGUGCUGGCAAGACCCUGCCCCAACUCUUGCAGGGGCUUCUGUCACCUACCAGUAUUGCUCGGACAGCGUGAGAUGCACACGUGUGGGGAGUCGUGAAGUGGAGCCCCACGCUCAGCUUGACCUUGGGCUGUGAACUUGGAAUGCUGAAGGAGAGAACGGGUUUUGUAGUGUGCUGCUUGUUUGACCAUCGUUCACGCUUUAACCAUUAGGACACCACCUUCAGAACCUCUCAGCACUUGGAAGGUGUGUUCCAUGUGCAGAAGCGAACUCUGAAAGGGGUUUGUAUCCUCUAAGGUGCUUUAUGAACUAUUGCCUCUGCCUGUUCCCACAGCUGGCCUUCAUGUUACUCACCCGUGUUUCCUAGAGUGCUCAUUGCACAUACAGCUACUCACGGAUUCCACACUAAUCACGAUCGCCUUGCCAGCUCCGGUCACGUCCACGGCACUGAAUAAACACAAAAAAUGUACACUCAA